Penicillium concentricum is the source of this 612-nucleotide messenger RNA. Its product is annotated as BTB/POZ domain protein. The transcript is spliced from 2 exons. NCBI's taxonomy places the organism in Eukaryota, Fungi, Ascomycota, Eurotiomycetes, Eurotiales, Aspergillaceae. The record is from RefSeq and is a predicted model, not a curated record. Bases 1 to 612 code for a protein of 203 amino acids.
AUGUGUAACGCAAACUUCCUUGAAGGCAAGACUGGAAAGAUCAGUCUACCCGAUGACGACCCCGAGGCGAUAUAUAUGAUGGUCCAGCAUCUGUAUGGGCAAAGCUAUAAAGACACGAGACUAGGUUUGAAAGACUAUGGGGAGGGUCGUGCCCUAUUAAACCUGAACGUGUAUGCGUCUGCCGAUAAAUACAACAUCCCCUCACUCGAAGAAUGCGCAAAAGAAGAAUUCAAAGACUGGGCUUGGAGAUCGCAGUGCACAGAAUCCUGGGGGCACGUUGUGGAAGAGGCCUGGAAAGGCAACGAAUUCUCCGGUCUUCAUCUUAUUAUCGAGAAGCAAAUAGCGGAAGACAUUGAUCCAAUGUUGAAGGACGACUGGCUGCCAUUCAUCGAUAAGGGCAUGAAGCUUGGGAGACUUUCCGCGGCUUUUCUUCGCCAUAUCGUUGAAAAGAAGAAUGGUAUAUUUUAUGCGCUUCGUGAUACGGAAAAGGGGUACGAGCGUGACAUAAUUGAUCUGAAAAAAAAGAUCAAGGGCUACAGAUAUACCCUCGAGCAGCUUGGAAAAGAGAUGAAAUCCGAUGCCUACGACUCAGAUGAGAGCAUUGAAUUUUGA